UUAAUAGCAAAGUUCACGCAGAGUUUUUUUCGCUUUCGCACGGUGCAUUGUAUUGAAGCUCGUUGUUUUUCCCACAGCUUAACACCCGUCAAUAUGUUCCGCUUGCUGCUGCUUACCGCCUGCUUGGCCGCGCCUGCCUACAGCUACUCAGCCGGUGCGCCCACCAACAUCUGCUCUAAUGGUUUGACGCCCGAACACGGUGUCGAUGGCCAAAGCUCGCCGGUGCCAUAUAGCUUCUCGGGUGACAGUAAGGCACAGAAUGGCAAAGUUUCACUCACGCUCGGCGGUUCGAAUGGUUUCUUAGGCUUCGCGGUGCAGGCACGUGAUGCCAAUGAUAAGCCAGUGGGUAAAUUCAAAGUGGUCGAGGGCACCAAAUCCCAAACGUUGACUUGCGGCGGUGCUGAUGACACCCUUACCCACAAGAAGAUUCCACAUGAUAGUCCCAUUAAGAGCGUCGCUUUCGACUGGGAUCCAGCAGGUUAUAAGGGCAAAGUGAAAUUUGUAGCUACUGUUGCUCAAGACGGUGGCACCUAUUGGAUCCGCAAGGUGCUCAAAGAGGUCGAAGUUUAAAUUUUUAACUUGCUUUUAUUUUGUUUUGAUGAGAAAAAUAUUCGUUUUUACAAAUUUAUAUAAAAUCUAAAACAGCAUUUGUAGAAUUUGAAGAUGUGAAAUAAACUGUAAAGUAUUUUUGUGUGAUAGAAGGA
Bactrocera latifrons is the source of this 704-nucleotide messenger RNA. It is a transcript of the gene l(2)34Fc, whose product is annotated as defense protein l(2)34Fc. Bases 94 to 570 code for a protein of 158 amino acids. NCBI's taxonomy places the organism in Eukaryota, Metazoa, Arthropoda, Insecta, Diptera, Tephritidae. Gene Ontology annotation, molecular function: oxidoreductase activity, acting on metal ions. The record is from RefSeq and is a predicted model, not a curated record. The transcript is spliced from 3 exons.